This is a messenger RNA of Emiliania huxleyi CCMP1516, 228 nucleotides long. RefSeq lists its product as hypothetical. Bases 1 to 228 code for a protein of 75 amino acids. The transcript is spliced from 3 exons. NCBI's taxonomy places the organism in Eukaryota, Haptophyta, Isochrysidales, Noelaerhabdaceae. The record is from RefSeq and is a predicted model, not a curated record.
AUGAACCAGUUCACCAGUUCGCCCGCGAACGUCAAGGGCUGUGGCGUCGCCCGGCUGAGGCCUCCGCCACGGACCGCGAGCUACCCGAGCGACGGCUAUCCGAGCGACGGCUAUCCGAGAGCCGUCCUUUCCUGGGGCGAGGGCGAGCGCGGCUGCCUUGGCCACGGAGAGGACCUGUCGAACCAGCUGCUGCCCAAGAAGGUCGAGACUUGGGCGCAGGGGCAGUGA